Molecule: messenger RNA, 3069 nt
Organism: Myodes glareolus (Bank vole)
Lineage: Eukaryota; Metazoa; Chordata; Mammalia; Rodentia; Cricetidae
Source: RefSeq, a predicted model, not a curated record
UCCUCCCGACUCUCACGGCGCCGCUAAGUUUCUUCGCUCGGGACCGCGCACUGGGCGCGGGCUGGGCUCAAGCUGUGUGCCGGUUGACCCGUCCUCGCUCACGGAUCCCGGGCCAGCCCCGGGCCCUCCAAGACCAUGCUGUGCAGCAGCUGGAGAAGAUGCCGUCGCUCUCCCGAGGAGCCCAGGGUGUCCGCCCAGGUCUCAGCUCCCCUCGCGCUCCCGCCCUCGCCCGCGUCACCGGACAGCGGCACCAAGAGGCCUGGGCUCCGGGCACUGAAGAAGAUGGGCCUGACGGAGGAUGAGGAUAUCCAAGCCAUGCUGCGGGGUUCCCGGCUCCUCAAAAUCCGCUCACGCACGUGGCACAAGGAGCGACUGUACCGGUUGCAGGAGGACGGCCUGAGCGUGUGGUUCCAGCGGCGCAUCCCGCACGCCCCUUCGCAGCACAUCUUCUUCGUGCAGCACAUCGAGGCGGUCCGGGAAGGCCAUCAGUCGGAGGGCUUGCGGCGCUUCGGUGGCGCCUACGCACCUGCGCGCUGCCUCACCAUUGCCUUCAAGGGCCGCCGCAAGAACCUAGACCUGGCGGCGCCCACUGCGGAGGAGGCGCAGCGCUGGGUGCGAGGCCUGGCUAAGCUGCGGGAGCGCCUGGAUGCCAUGAGCCAGCGGGAGCGGCUAGAUCACUGGAUAUGGUCCUAUCUACACCGGGCCGACUCCGACCAGGACAGUAAAAUGAGCUUCAAGGAGAUCAAGAGCCUGCUUAGGAUGGUCAACGUGGACAUGAAUGACAUGUAUGCCUACCGACUCUUCAAGGAGUGUGACCAUUCCAACAAUGAUCGUCUGGAGGGGGCCGAGAUCGAGGCAUUCCUACGGAGGCUGCUGAAACGGCCUGAACUGGAGGAGAUCUUCCACCGCUACUCGGGCGAGGACCGUGUACUGAGCGCCUCUGAGCUGCUGGAGUUCCUGGAAGACCAGGGCGAGGAUAGUGCCACCCUGGCCUGUGCCCGGAAGCUUAUCCAGACCUAUGAGCUCAACGAGACAGCCAAGCAGCAUGAGCUCAUGACGCUGGAUGGCUUCAUCAUGUAUCUGUUGUCGCCUGAGGGCACUGCCCUGAACACGGCCCACACGCGUGUGUUCCAGGACAUGAGCCAGCCCCUAGCCCACUACUUCAUCUCCUCCUCUCACAAUACCUACCUGACCGACUCUCAGAUUGAAGGGCCCAGCAGCACUGAGGCCUACAUUAGGGCCUUUGCCCAGGGAUGCCGCUGUGUGGAACUUGACUGCUGGGAGGGCCCAGGAGGGGAACCCAUCAUCUAUCAUGGCCACACGCUCACCACCAAGAUCCUCUUUCGAGAUGUGAUCCAAGUCGUGCGCGACCAUGCUUUCACGUUGUCCCCAUAUCCUGUUAUCCUAUCCCUUGAGAAUCACUGUGGGCUGGAACAGCAGGCUGUCAUGGCCCGCCACCUUCGAAACAUCCUGGGAGACAUGCUGGUGACACAGGCCUUGGACUCCCAGAACCCCGAGGAGCUGCCGUCUCCUGAGCAGCUGAAGGGCCGGGUCUUGGUGAAAGGGAAGAAGCUGCCAGCUCGGCACGAAGAUGGCCGGGUGUUGUCUGACAGGGAGGAUGAAGAUGAGGAGGAAGAGGAGUCAGAAGAGGCUUUGGAGGCUGCAGAGCAGAGCAGGCGAGCCAAGCAGAUCUCCCCGGAGCUCUCAGCACUGGCUGUGUAUUGCUGUGCGGCCCGCCUGCGGACCCUGGACCCCAGGUCUGGCCCACCUCAACCCUGCAAGAUUGGCUCCCUCAGCGAGCGCAAGGCCAGGAAGUUUACCCGGGAGACAGGGAACAGCUUUGUCAGGCACAACACUCAGCAACUGACCAGAGUGUACCCGAUGGGGCUGCGGGUGAACUCAGCCAACUAUAACCCCCAAGAGAUGUGGAACUCAGGCUGUCAGCUGGUGGCUCUGAACUUCCAGACUCCAGGCUACGAGAUGGACCUCAACACAGGGCGCUUCCUCAUAAACGGGCAGUGUGGCUAUGUCCUGAAGCCUGCACACCUGAGGCAGCGCAACACCACCUUUGACCCUGAGUGCCCCGGACCCCCUAGAACUACUCUGACAGUCCAGGUGCUAACAGCACAACAGCUGCCCAAGCUGAAUGCGGAGAAGCCCAGCUCCAUCGUGGAUCCUCUGGUGCGCGUGGAGAUCCAUGGGGUGCCCGCCGACUGUGCCCACAAGGAGACUGACUACGUGCUCAACAAUGGCUUCAACCCCUGCUGGGAGCAGACUCUGCAGUUCCAACUUCGGGUCCCAGAGCUGGUGCUGGUGCGGUUUGUGGUCGAGGACUAUGACACCACUUCCCCCAAUGAUUUUGUGGGCCAGUUCACACUGCCUCUCAACAGCCUGAAGCAAGGGUACCGCCACAUCCACCUGCUCUCCAAGGAUGGUGCCUCGCUGUCCCCAGCCACGCUCUUUGUCCAUAUCUGCAUUCAGAACUCUCGAGGGCCUCAUUGACGGGAUCAGUGGAUGCUGGCAUCAUGGCACAGAGCCCUCUCUGGAGCAAGGGACCACUGGAGUCUAGGCCCUCACAUGCCACCUGUCCCGGUCACCAGGUGCUGAGCAUACCUGGAUGCUGAGAGCUGCUGUUUAGUCCCUCAGUGAGAGACAGGACCAUGACUGGCAUCUUGUCCAGUGGCCUAAUGGACUUCAGGAGCCUCCAACCCUGGGACCUUCAGGUGUUUCGGCCAAGUCGAGGAGCAGGACACCUGGCCCUCUGUCCCCAGCAAGGCCAUCUUAGCCUCCUUCCCUGGAAAGAACAUAGCAACCCACGUUGCCUCCUUUCAGGACAUGAGUGGGACCCAAGAGCCUUCAGCUUCCCCUUCAGCUUCCUGGCUUCUUUCCCUUCCUGUCAGCAGGCAGGGAGCGGAUGAACCCUGGGGAAAACCUGGCAGUAUGUUUGUAACUUAAGUCACAGAAGAGCCCUGGAGAGGGCAGAAGAGAAACUGUUUUUAAAAAUAAUAGAAAAGGGUCGGGCGGUGAUAGCUCACGCCUUUAAUCCCAGCACUUGGGAGGCAGAGGCAG